GCAACUAUCUUGGGCCUGGGCAGGAACUGGAAUCUUCCUUGGCUGGGACCCAGAGACAUUAACUCUUUGCGGGUCCCUAGAGGAGAGCAGUGGUUACCACCAUGUCAGUGGCAGGCAUCUGUGUGGUGCUCCAGGUUGACCCAGGUUCUGACUCGGCACUAUUUUGGGUGGUGUAGACCCCGCCCCCACCUCGGACCGAGCCCUGGCUGUCCAGGCAGCUGGAGGGGUCGCGCUGCACCUCGGACAAGCGCCGCCGACGCGUCCGCAGCCAUGUCUGGCCGCUCGGUGCCACAUGCCCACCCGGCCACCGCCGAGUACGAAUUUGCCAACCCGAGCCGCCUGGGCGAGCAGCGCUUCGGAGAAGGCCUCCUGCCAGAAGAGAUCCUGACCCCCACCCUCUACCAUGGCUACUAUGUCCGGCCCCGGGCCACCAGAGCUGGGGAAGGCAGCAGGGCAGGGGCCUCUGAGCUCAGGCUCAGUGAGGGCAAGUUCCAGGCAUUUCUGGAUGUGAGCCAUUUCACCCCAGAUGAGGUGACCGUGAGGACUGUGGACAACCUGCUGGAGGUGUCUGCCCGGCACCCCCAGCGCCUGGACCGCCAUGGCUUCGUGUCCCGAGAGUUCUGCCGCACCUAUGUCCUGCCUGCUGAUGUUGACCCCUGGCGGGUUCGUGCUGCUCUCUCUCACGAUGGCAUCCUUAACCUGGAGGCGCCUCGGGGUGGCCGACAUCUGGACACAGAAGUCAAUGAGGUCUACAUCUCCCUCCUCCCUCCACCCCCUGACCUGGAGGAAGAGGAGGAGGCAGCCAGAAUUGAGCCCUGAGUGCCACAGACCCAGUACCCAGCCAGCAGCUGCCACCACCCCAGAGGUAGCAGCAUCCUUGGGGGAAGGGAAAAGUGCAUGGGCCACAGUGUAUGGUUUGGUCCUUUGGGACGUGUCCUAGCUUUUAGUUUAGUUCUGGGAAGAGCUGAAUAAACCCAAAUCGCAGGGCCUUGUUUGUGCUGCCUCCUAUUCUGUGGCCUGGAGGAUGGGGUGGGAAGGGAGGAGGAGGUCAUAGCUAGAAAAAAAGCUCCUCAGUUAGAUGUGCUCAACAUUGCAGAACCCCGAGCUCACACUUGGAUGCUGAGAUCACACCCGGAAGCUGACACUGGCUCCUGAUCACAUUCCUAGCCAUAAUUUUCUCACAAUGCAACAAAGGAGAGUGAUCCUGGGAGGGAAAAGGGAUAUGCCAUCUAAACAACCCACAGGGCACUGUCUGAGCUGGUGAUUAGAGACACAAAAACAAGGGUCUCCAGACUGUCUGGCCUGUUUUGGGUAGGGGUUGGAAAAACAGGUUUUGGCUGGAGAGAGUUGCCUAAAGCCCUGUUUUCCCAUAUUAAGGUCUGUCCACUGAAAAAUGGUCUCUGAUUCUGAGGGACCAAGUAAGUAUAUAUACUCAGGGGCACAGGCACAGAAACCUCUGCUUUUGUCACCGAACCCCAUAGUCUCCCACCUUCUGCACAAGGGGAGGCCCAUGAGAGAAAGCAUCAGCCUCGUAUCUUAGAACAUCCCAAAGAGAGGAAUCACUGCAUCACCCAAUGUAAUCUGAGACUAAACGCAGGGGAUCGAGGGCUACUGGUGUGAUUGCAAUGGCCAGGGAAGUGUCCUUUGGAAGCAGGGUGUUAUUACUAGAGCUAUGGUGUGUGCAGGAAAGCCUGGGUUUCUGACCCCAGUUACUCUCUGUAAUCAAGAAAGUAUGUGUGAAUAUGAUUUGGGAAGUGUCAGAAGAUCUCCCUGCCCCAAAAUAUAUCUUUUAUGAGGCUGAGGUAGAUAUCUGAAAUUCUUCCACUAAAGUGGUUGCUUCUUAACUUUGUUGGGUUACAGACCUAUUUGAAAAUCUGAGAGAAGCCAUAGAUCAUCUUACCAGAAAAAUACAUAUGCUCCCAAAUUUGGCAUACAAUUUGAAUAGAGUUCUUGAGAUCCAUUCAUAUGCUCCUCUUAGGCACUGUGGAUCCCCAGGACAAGAAUCCUCACUUGAAGAAUCCAAUUUUUGGUUAAAGGAUUACCAUCAAUUUAAAAUGAAAGCAGCCUAGCCAGUGUAGCUGAGUGGAUUAAGUGUCAUUCCGUGAACUGUGAGG
Molecule: messenger RNA, 2114 nt
Organism: Molossus molossus (Pallas's mastiff bat)
Lineage: Eukaryota; Metazoa; Chordata; Mammalia; Chiroptera; Molossidae
Gene: HSPB2
Product: heat shock protein family B (small) member 2
Exons: 3
Coding region: 271-819 (182 amino acids)
Biological process (GO): protein refolding; response to heat
Molecular function (GO): protein folding chaperone; structural constituent of eye lens
Source: RefSeq, a predicted model, not a curated record